This is a messenger RNA of Auanema sp. JU1783, 1212 nucleotides long. The record is from the annotation of a GenBank genome assembly. NCBI's taxonomy places the organism in Eukaryota, Metazoa, Nematoda, Chromadorea, Rhabditida, Rhabditidae.
AUGAAUGUCUUCCCUCUUAGAGCUGAUACUUACACUGUCGCAAAUCGAUGCUAUCGUAGAAAUCCGUACAGGCCACAAGCUGCGAAACAGCCAGACUCCACUGACUAUGGAGACACUCCUGACUUGUAUGGAGACGAGCCAGAUGUCUCUUGCAAGUUCAACAGUUCAGAUGAACGGCAGCUAAAAAUAAACAAUGGUGUUAGCGGAGAUAAAAGGGAUACAAAAGGGAAAGCGAAUGUUGAUAAGAAGCAACCAAACGAGAAAACUGCAUACAAGACAGAAGACGAACGGAUUUUGGUUUAUGACAACAAAUGGACUUCGGAGAUGUAUGUCCCUCAGGCAUUCUUGGGGAAGCUGAUUGGAGUAAAAGGAAGUACACGAAUGGACAUCGAAAAGUCCACAAGCUGUCGUCUCAAAAUACCACGGAAUCCAGGAGAGAACUUAGUCGUCACUUCGUUCUCUGGACUAGAAUCCGUGCAAAUCUGUCUGGAUCGUGUAGAGGAUUUGUUGCUGAGUUUUCGACAGACAACUCACUAUUCUCAUUUCGUCUCAUACCCGUUACAGGACUCAUCUGAACUACAAACAUCAUUUGCGAAGUUCAAAGAAGCAGUCCUGGCUUCCCCGAACAUUCCAGAAGCAACACGAAAUCCAAAUUUAUUUAUUAAAAGCCAGCGGCUCCAUUGUACGAUUAGUAUGUUGCGCUUACUGGAUGACCGAGACGCCGAGGCUGCAAAGAAAAUUAUUCGAGAAGCUCUUGACGACUUAAAGAUGAACCAACCUAUAGAAGUGGAAGUGAGAGGGCUCUCCUUGUUCAACGAUGAUCCAAGUGAAACCAUGGUUGUCUUCGCUAACGUGGAACAUCCUCAGUUUCAAAAAUUGGCUGAUUGUAUUAACCGGAAGCUGAUAGGAGCAACACUAGCUUUCCCCAGUCCGGGCAAUGACUCUUCACAAUCUGUUGUUAUUCAUAUGACUCUCAUGAAUAGCAAAUACGCAGCACAGGCUGCUGCUACCUACAACCGUAGAGCAUUUGACGCGACUGCCCUAUUGGAUGAAUUCGGAUGUUACAACUUCGGGAAAGCCGUUGUAGACAAGGCAACCAAAAAGCAAUUUUAUUAUAAAUUUAUUCAUUUUCAGGUUGUUAUCAAUUGUUUCAGUGAUGAUUCCAAAGGAGGCUACAAAGUUUUUCACGAAACGUCAUUUCAUGAGAGAUGA